Gigantopelta aegis is the source of this 2466-nucleotide messenger RNA. RefSeq names its product ribosome maturation protein SBDS-like. The record is from RefSeq and is a predicted model, not a curated record. Lineage: Eukaryota; Metazoa; Mollusca; Gastropoda; Neomphalida; Peltospiridae. The coding region runs from base 136 to 897 and encodes 253 amino acids. Gene Ontology annotation, biological process: ribosome biogenesis; cytosolic ribosome assembly. The transcript is spliced from 6 exons.
UGUACACUUCCGGUUUCUUCAAAGUUGUGUAAUAUUUUUCGCUUGGCAAAAGUUACACCAUUUCAUUCUUGUUUUCGUAUUUAAAGAUUUUAUUUAUUUUCUAGUUUAUAAAACCCUCAUUCACAUUCUUUAGAGAUGUCACGAGUAAAGCAGCCGACAAAUCAGAAGCGACUUACAAAUGUCGCAAACGUCAGGCUGAAAAAAGGUGGCAAACGAUUUGAGAUUGCUUGCUAUCCAAAUAAAGUUACAUCUUGGAGAAAUAAAGUGGAAACUGAUAUUGAUGAAGUAUUACAGACUCACACUGUCUUCACAAAUGUCUCAAAAGGAGAGGUGGCCAAAACCGAGGACCUCAAGAAUAUAUUUGGAACAGACAACCACUCGGAAAUCUGUCUUCAGAUAUUAAGUAAAGGUGAGGUGCAGGUUUCUGAGAAGGAAAGACAUGCCCAGCUGGAGUCUAUGUUCCGUGAUAUUGCGACUAUUAUUGCUGACAAGUGUGUGAACCCGGAGACUAAUCGUCCGUACACUGUGACGCUCAUCGAGAAGGCAAUGCGUGAUCUACACGUGUCAGUCAAACCAACCAAGAGUACCAAACAGCAGGCACUGGAUGUGAUUCGAGCAAUGAAGGAGUCCGAUACCAUCAACAUCCAGCGAGCGUACAUGCGAAUACGAGUUACUAUUCCAGCCAAAGAAGGCAAAAAGAUGAGAACCAAAUUCAGGAAACUGGCUAAAAAUGUGGAAAAAGAUGAGUUUGGUGAAACUCUAGAAAUGGUGUUGCUGAUUGACCCCGGAUGUUAUCGGGAGGUCGACGAGCUCAUCCAGACAGAGACUCGAGGUCAAGGUCAGCUGGAGGUCAUCAGUCUGAAGGAGGUUGAGGAGGGAGAUGAGAAACUGGAAUGACACUGAUGCAGCUGGAUGUAUCAAGUCAUGGACGCAGUGAACCGAGCAUUAACUGAUCUGGUCAUCUCCUUCCGUCACCGUCACUCUGAGAUUUUCACAAUGGGAUCCCAAUACAUUAUAAACAGUUUCUGAGACCUUGGCUACAAGAUCCAUAAGGUUUAUGACCAUCGCACACAUUCGUGUCUGUUGUAAAGAUUGCUUGCUGGCAUGUGAUGACCAUUUGGCUAUUCUAUUAUCUAGAUAUGUGGGCGUGUGUUCCAAAACGUAGGGGAGAGGGGAAGGUGUGAAAAGUAUUUCUUGUUUGAUAUCUAUUUGGUGGUGGCCUUGUGAAUGUGCCUAAAACCCCUUACUUCUCUCACAAUUUGUUUACUGUAAAUCAGGAAGUGCUAAAGAGCAUAAAAAUUUAGCACAGUCGUACAAGACAGAUACUUCAUGUCGCUAAAUUUAAAGAUUGUUUUGGUGGUGAUUAACUGAACACACAGCAAUGGUUACAUGCUAUAAUGAUAAAAUGAACAUGAUAGCAAACAAUAAUAAUUAGUUAGCAUGCACAUUGCUGAAAUUUUCUUAUAAAUUUGUCUAUAAGCUGCAGAACGUCAAAAUUUAUCAAAAGUAUUAAUCCAGCCGAUCCUACAACUUGAGCUCUUUUUUGUGUGUUUGAUGACAACAAUCGCAACUUUUAUGUCACUUAACUGGAUUUGACUAAAUUUUAAGAACACCAAUAUUUUAUAAUUUACUUUAUUUAAGUCGUGACCGACAAAAAUGACAAUAUGAUUCAGUGUAUAAUAUAUUUACAAAUUUGCAUAAUUAGUGUAAAUAAUAUCUACUGGACUGUAUAUAACUCUACUGAUAAUUACUUUCCUACAUGGUUGUUUUGGUACUGUGAUGUGCACAUUUUCUUUUGUCGCCAAAACAGAUGUAUGUUAUGAUUUUGACAAAUGUCAAUAGGAAAAAGGUAUUAUUUAAGAAUUUAAAAUCAAAAACAAAAUUUACUCCCAAAAUUAACUUUUAUUGCAUAUAGAUUGUCCUGUGGUGUAUCUGUAUUAUAUCAUUUAAUUUUUAUUUAAAUAUAUAUAUAUUAAAUAUUUAAAACUGAGGUGUAAGGUAGACUUUUUCUUAUGUAUUUGUUAGAUAAGCUGCAUGAAAAAUCCCUAAUUUUCUACAUUUGCUAUAUAAACAACAGUGAGCAUUAAACAAUUAAAAUUUAGAAGAUACAAGUUAGACUUACAUUAUAUGUUGGAUCAAGAAUUUUUUUUUUUUUUUUUUUUUAAAGAUCUUUUCUAUUAUUGAUAUGUAAGAAAGAAUAAACAAUCCUGUGAAACAGUAGGCUCUUUUUAGUAUCAGUACAUGUUCUUUACAGUUGGAUAAAAAUACUUAGUUCCACAAUAAUUGCUCACCAUUAUUUGAUCAUUAUUUAGGGCCAUGUACAGAAUACUCUCAAUCCACUAGAGAAGUAUACACAUCUAUUUUUCAAUACCCAUUAAUAAAAUGUUGUAUACAUAAUAGCAUAAUGUAUUAAAAUAAAGCUGUAUUUUGUGUAAAUAAAUAAAUCUUGCCUGCUUGUUCAGCAAA